GUAUGAAAACUACCCGUGUGUGGGGCGGGAGUCCUGCAGCAUCAACCUCCCUACAGGGACCUACGGAAGCCUCAUCCAGUCGUGUGGUCGCUAUAGCAACUACUUCCAGGUGGAAUAUGAGUGUGUUCCAGCCACUGUGACAAAAAGACAUCUGCAGCCAUCCCCAAAUGACGGCCCAGCACGGGUACAUCUCCACCCCGAGGUACCCCAACAACUACCACAAGGCCCAGAACUGUAAGACCUCCAUUAAGGUGGCUCCAAACCAGCAGAUCCGGCUCCACAUCAUCGACAUGGAUCUGGAGCCCAAGGGCAAGACAGACUGUGCCGACUGGAUGUACUUCAAUGACAAGUUCCACAGCAUCACCUUGUGUGGUCGUCGUGCCAACGACACGUACAAGUCGUAUAGCUACUUCUUGGACAUUGAGCUGCAAGCUGGGUCUGACAGCAAGAGCAAGGGAUUCUGGUUGUAUUAUGAAGCCUUUCCACCGCUGCCUACUACCACCACCAAAGUUAUCGGAGGGGGAAAGAAAUCUACAACACAACAUGGUAGCUCCACAACGUCCGGACUGCUCCCCAUCCUGACGGACCGGUCCAACAACCCUCCUCCCAUGACACAACAAGCAGCCACGACCACCACACCCAUACCAGUGUACCGCGACUUCGUCACGCAGAGCAACACCAAACCCUCCCUUCCAUUCGCAGCCAUUGCUGGUGGUGUGAUCGGGACCCUGAGCGUCAUCCUCAUCAUCCUCCUCACGCUCCUCGUCAUUAAAUGGUUCAAAGAGCGACGCUACUACCAGGACAAAGAUCAGUUCCUGGAUCACCGAAACCCAGCGUUCCGCAGCAGCGGUGACUUCAACGCAUGCAAGGUGGAGGUUGACUACUACCACUGCUGAUGCUGCUGCUAUGUAUACUGCCACAUAGACUCAACUUGCUCUGUAUUGUGGUAGGCCAAAGUGCGUUAGAUCAAGCUGUCAUAGAUACGCUGUCGCUAUGCCGUCCACACCAUACAGUGUGUCAGUGUGACUGGAAACACACAAUCUGACACUGUCUUCAUCAACAGCUGCGGAGAAAUCUCCAUCAUCAACAUGUCAUAUGCAAGUUAUGAAUGUCACACGUCACCACAAGUGCCUGUGAACACGAGGGGAACGAUUAACCCUUUCAGUGAACUCAAACCUGAGGGGUUAAUGUGAGCAUGAUGGACACAGAAGGAAAUAUGUUAAACAUUUCUACACAUAGUGACAAUAUUGUGCCACAGACUGACAAUGUGCAACUCAUGUGAAACAGACACUGACGUACAACACUGUUGUACUCCCUAUAAGGUUAACGGGCAACAUGUGCAAUCUUAGUGCUAUACAUCAUCAUCAUCAUCAUCAUCAUCAUUGCCAUCAUCAACAUCCUGCCAUGAGAAACAUCAUGGUCUAGUCAGAAUAACAGCUCAUCAGGACAAGCGGAGUUAUGUCCCCUGAUGAAAUGAUGCCAUACUGUCUGUGAUAUAAGGAUCAUUCCCUAUUUUUCUAUACCAUGUGUUGUACAUAUCCAUUGUAUUUAUGAACACUGGCAUGUCGGCCAUAUAACAUUGAAGUGAAGGAUUUGCUCAAACAAGGGCAAUACAACGUCUUAUGAGAGUGUAAAUAAUUAAAACAUAAAUUAUUCUAGCUUACAAUGUAGAUAUUAACUUCUCUCACACUCAUUUCUCCAUGCACUAAUAAACUUGGAUUGUGUCACA
Molecule: messenger RNA, 1729 nt
Organism: Haliotis rubra (blacklip abalone)
Lineage: Eukaryota; Metazoa; Mollusca; Gastropoda; Lepetellida; Haliotidae
Exons: 5
Coding region: 168-896 (242 amino acids)
Biological process (GO): negative regulation of inflammatory response
Source: RefSeq, a predicted model, not a curated record